UCAGCCUGAAGCCCAAUAGAUAAACAAAUGAAAAGGCCCAUUUUCACUUUAUUUUGAGGAAUCGAGAAAGGGGCUGAACAGUGGACAUUCACAAUUCUCAAUUUCUCAUCAACCCUCCAUCUCCAAUUCUCUUUCUCCAGCCCUAAUUUCACUUUACUUUUGAUUUUUGGGGAAGCGACUGAUUGUUCUUCCCGUAGGAGCGAUACGUGGCUCCGUGGAUAUCCGCUUGGUGAGUCUGAUUCUAAAGUGGUUUGCGGCAGCGGUGGCUUGUCACUGUUUCCCAAUUCCUUGAGCAGGUUAUGAAGACAUUCGAGGUCGGUGGUACCACUCUUUCUCUUGCUCUCUUCAUCGAUGUCACCAACUCCAAAGAGCUUCUGGAUUUGAUGCAAGCAGGAACUCUGGAACCCGAAGUAGCGUUUCUCAAUGCUUCAUUAAUACCAGAUACUUUCCCACUUCUUGCUGCUGCACAUAAGACUCUUGUAGCUAAAUCACGAGAGUCGUUGACCACACGCACUCUUCAUUCUGAGCUCGUUUACAAUUACUCUGGUUCUAAACAUAUAUCAGAAUCGCUAAAAAGAUGCGGCAUCUCUGACAACACAAGUUAUGUUCUCGUGGCUCGUUUUGGUGCUUCAGUUGAUGAGAUGACAGUCGUGAAAGGAAUUGUCAAGGGAAUUGAAAUUGGUUUGGAGGAAUUGGAAGGGCGAGCGGAUCAAACCCAGAUAGACAAGCACUACAAGAUAUCUGCAGUCGAACUAGGGAUUUCGUCAUUAUCAGACGCGAUAACAUGUAGGAUUGCAGCACGAGAUGCAAUGUGAGGAUAAAAGUUGUGCUGAUUUGCUGUGUGUUUUGUUACGUUGUACCAUUAUUUAUCUCUUGUUUGAUCUUGGUGCUGAUUGUGUGGAAUCAUGAUGCCAUUUUUGGAUGAUAAUUGGACAUCUGUAGACCAGUAAAUGUAUUUCAUUUUCAGUAUUCCAUAAGCGUUGAACAUUUUAUUAGUUCCAUCAGCAUGUGCGCAAGGAGAUGGAGUGUGUUUGUUGUCCACUAUUAAUCCUGAAUAGGUACUGACUCCAUAAAAAAUUUAAGCAUGUUUUUAGUGUAAUCAUACUGGGUUAGUUUUAGAUUACUUCAUCAUCGUAAAUAGUAUACAUUCCCGGAUGAAACUUGUUCGUAUUCUAAGCAAUGAAUGUUAUAAACUUUUUAAAUGACCUUCAAUAAAAG
This is a messenger RNA of Striga asiatica, 1218 nucleotides long. Lineage: Eukaryota; Viridiplantae; Streptophyta; Magnoliopsida; Lamiales; Orobanchaceae. The record is from the annotation of a GenBank genome assembly.